This is a messenger RNA of Pleuronectes platessa (European plaice), 1295 nucleotides long. RefSeq names its product dual specificity phosphatase 4 (gene dusp4). Gene Ontology annotation, biological process: endoderm formation; protein dephosphorylation; negative regulation of MAPK cascade. Gene Ontology annotation, molecular function: protein tyrosine/threonine phosphatase activity; MAP kinase tyrosine/serine/threonine phosphatase activity. The coding region runs from base 189 to 1295 and encodes 368 amino acids. The transcript is spliced from 4 exons. Lineage: Eukaryota; Metazoa; Chordata; Actinopteri; Pleuronectiformes; Pleuronectidae. Gene Ontology annotation, cellular component: cytoplasm; nucleus. The record is from RefSeq and is a predicted model, not a curated record.
CAUAAAAAAUAAAAGCGAAGCAGAGUCCGGAGCAGAAACUCCUCAGUAGACACACGAAGCCGAGCGGUGCGGGAGCGUGCGUGAUGAGCGGUGCGGUGACAGCGAUGCGUGGAUAGAAGGGAUACACACAAACACACACAUACACACGCACACAGAGACAGAGAUCACAGCCGCAGCUGCCUGACACCAUGGAGGACCUGUGCGAGAUGGACGUGUCGGUGCUCAAGCGGCUCCUGAAGGACGACAGCGCCAAGUGCCUGCUGCUGGACUGCCGCUCGUUCCUCGCCUUCAGCGCGGGACACAUCCGCGGCGCCGUCAACGCGCGCUGCAACACGAUCGUGCGCCGCCGGGCGAAGGGCUCCGCGCUCAGCCUGGACCAGGUGCUGGCCGGGGACGAGGAGGUGCGCGGCCGCCUGCGCUCCGGCAUGUUCUCCGCGGUGGUGCUGUACGACGAGAGGACGCCGGACGCGGACACGGUGAAGGAGGACAGCACCGUGACGCUGGUGCUGCACGCGCUGUGCGGGGACUCGGCCGCCACGGACACGUACCUGCUGAAAGGCGGAUACGACCGGUUUUUCUCAGAAUACCCAGAGUUUUGUCUAAAGACCAAAUCCUUACCGUCCCUCAGCAGCCAGUCCAGCGUGGACUCGUCCUGCUCGUCCUGUGGGACGCCGCAUCACGACCAGGCCGGCCCGGUGGAGAUCCUCCCGUUCCUCUACCUCGGCAGCGCCCUCCACGCCUCGAAGAAGGAGGUGCUGGACGCCAUCGGCAUCUCCGCCCUGCUCAACGUGUCCGCCGACUGUCCCAACCACUUCGAGGGGGCGUACCAGUACAAGUGCAUCCCAGUGCAGGACAACCAUAAAGAGGACAUCAGCUGCUGGUUCCUGGAGGCCAUCGAGUUCAUAGACUCCGUGCGGGACUCCAGUGGGCGAGUGCUGAUCCACUGUCAGGCGGGCAUCUCCCGCUCCGCCACCAUCUGCCUGGCCUACCUGAUGAAGAGGAAGCGCGUGCGUCUGGACGAAGCCUUCGAGUUCGUGCGCCGGCGCCGCAGCAUCAUCUCGCCCAACUUCAGCUUCAUGGGCCAGCUGCUGCAGUUCGAGUCCCAGCUGCUCGCCACCUCCUGUGCUGCCGAGGCGGCCGCCACGUCCAGCCCGCUCCUCGGACCCAAGUCGUCCACGGCCGUCACCUCCACCGCUGCUACGCCCACGUCGCCCUUCAUCUUCAACUUCCCCGUGUCCGUGGUGAACCCCACCUACCUGCACCACAGCCCGCUCACGACCUCGCCCGGCUGCUGA